Diceros bicornis minor is the source of this 6127-nucleotide messenger RNA. It is a transcript of the gene ZNF200, whose product is annotated as zinc finger protein 200. The record is from RefSeq and is a predicted model, not a curated record. The transcript has 5 exons. Lineage: Eukaryota; Metazoa; Chordata; Mammalia; Perissodactyla; Rhinocerotidae. The coding region runs from base 362 to 1582 and encodes 406 amino acids.
CAGAAGGCAUCGCGCCCCCGCCGUCGUCCCCAACUGACGGCGGCGCACGCCAAUCGUCGCCCGCGGCUUAUGAGGACGCUCCGAAGGGCGAGGGGAGGGCUCGGCCUCUCGCGCCUAGUUUCCCGGUCUCUCCCUCAGCUGGGUCUUUGGGCCAUCCUCAGCGAGCGCCCAGGCGCGGCAGAGCCCCCGAGAGAUCUCAUGUGGCCUCACUACCCAAGCCACAUAUUGGAGUGCAGGCAUGCCCUGCCUGAUCUUGUGGGUAACCCAUGGUUCCUGUCAUCUGCAGCUUGGCUGUCUUCAGCUCUUGACAGAUUUCUCGAAGCUCUGCAGAAACAAGUGUGGUGUGUGAUUUCAAGGUGUGAUGGCUGCAAAAGUGGUUCCUAUGCCCCCAAAGCCAAAGCGGUCAUUUAUACUGAGAGUUCCUCCAGACUCCAAGCUGGGCCAAGACCUACUUCGAGAUGCUACUAGUGGGCCCAAGACCAUCCACCAGCUGGUUCUGGAGCACUUUCUUACCUUCUUGCCCAAGCCAAGCCUGGUCCAGCCCAGUCAGAAAGUCAGUGAGACCUUGGUUAUUAUGAAGGAUGUGAGCUCAGACCUUCAGAACAGAGUGCAACCUCAUCCCUUAGUGAAGCUUCUGCCCAGAGAAGGAAUCCCACAGAAACAGGAGACAGUGUCUGUGUGUUUGAAAGCUAAGCCUGAGGAGCUGAUGGUCUUUGAGGAUUUGAAUGUGUUUCACUCCCAAGAAGAAUGUGUGAACCUGGAUCCUGCUCAACAGCCCACAUCAGAGAAGGAAGAAGACAGUGUUGGGGAGAUGAUAUUACUGGCAGUCAAUGACAGUAAUCCUGAGGGUGAAGAUCUUCAGAAGGAACCUGUAGAGAAUGAAGAUCAUAGAGAAGAAUCUUCAGAUUGUGAUAAAAUGGAUUGUUCCAUGGUCUCUGAGCAACUUCCCAAUUGCCAUAAAGAAGAAAGACUAAAUCCAUCCAUUCCAAAGGAAAGGAAAAUGAGAAAUCUUUUAGUUACCAUUGAAAAUGAUACUCCACUAGAGGAACUCUCAAAAUACGUGGAUAUCAAUGUUAUCGCACUUACCCGAAAUCGGAGAACAAGAAGAUGGUACACUUGUCCACUGUGUGGGAAACAGUUUAAUGAAAGUUCUUACCUUAUUUCCCACCAGAGGACUCACACUGGAGAAAAACCCUAUGACUGUAGUCACUGUGGGAAAAGCUUCAAUCAUAAAACAAACCUUAAUAAACAUGAGCGAAUACAUACAGGAGAGAAACCUUAUUCAUGUUCUCAGUGUGGGAAAAACUUUCGUCAAAAUUCUCAUCGGAGUCGCCAUGAAGGAAUCCAUAUAAGGGAAAAGAUAUUUAAGUGUCCAGAAUGUGGGAAAACCUUCCCAGGGAAUGAAGAAUUUGUGCUUCAUCUGCAGAGUCAUGAGGCUGAGAGGCCAUAUUGUUGCAAAAAAUGUGGGAGAAGAUUUGGUCGGCUGUCAAACUGUACCCGGCAUGAAAAAACCCAUUCAGCAUGUAAGACCCGAAAGCAGAAGUGUGAUCGGGAAAGUUGUGAUGGUCCUGCCUCAACCUGAAGUGUUUUGUAAGGAAUUCUGAAUUCCCAGCCUGUCUGAAAAGAUACAGAUAUGUGAAAACCUCAUUAUAGCCAAAAUUGGAUAAAUGCCCAUCUUUGCUUAAACCUCAAAUUUUUAGAAAAUUCACAGGGAAGAAAACAUCCUCAAGGGCUAUACCUCAGUUAGCAUCCAGGCUUUUUGUAAUAAGGAGCUCUCUUAUGUGAACUUAGACAACAGUGUACAGGUCACAGAUCCCUUUCCUGAGAAAGGCUUUAAAUAUGAGUCUGGAGGCUGCUUACCUGCAAGGUGAACAGCGUGACUUGUGUAUUGAAAGUAUGUCCAUUUUUUCCCCCCACAUAGGAGUUUACACUUGAGAAGAGAAAUAAUGCAAAAGUCGUUAUCUGGAACUUGGUUCCCCUGAAAGAACCAAACUACUGAUAUGUUAAGCCAACAGCUUCUAUUAGCAGUUCAUAUAACCUUCUAAGAACAUCCUGGUAAAGCUUGAGUGUUGAAAGCGAUUGUUUACUUUGGAAUAUAGGAAAAUACAGCAAUUGAAUGUCAAAGACUUACUCUGUCAUUUGUAUGCGAUCUAAACUAAUGAUCAAUUUCAAUAACAUUUGCAAUUUGUGGUGAAAAGUGACUGUUUUACAGAAAUCCUUUUCACAACGUAAUUUAAAAAUGCCUACUCUUCUUACUGUAUUUUGUUCAGCUAUUAAUUGCUCAAACAACUCUCUCAUGCCUUUUCCUUGCUGAAAGAAGCUUGGAUUGCUCAGGCCUGGCCGCCCAGCCCCACAACUAGAAAAGCUCUUAAGAAUCUUGGCCCUCUACUGAGCCAAGAAAACCUGCUAGGAAGGAAACUCCAGGCGACUGAAGAGGAGGAGGAAGAGGUUGGCUUGGCUCCAUACCUGGUCAAUAACCUUACCAAAUGUGUAAUUUUCCUCAAGCAGUCAUCAGACCUUUGGCAAUGGGUGGUCACUACCUCACAAGCAGAGUGUUUUAUUUUUAGAAGCUAUGUUUCCAGUGGCUAGCUCACAUUGCCCCUCAAGAGACAGGAUUCCAGUGUCUUCACUGUAGUGGAUAUUUGUUCUCUUUGGCUUCCAGAUAUCCAGACUUUCCUUCCUUGUCUGCCCAGAGGCAAGGCCAGUGGUGCCUUCAUGGGACCGAUCCUGUGGUGUGUGAGUUUAAGGAUUCUUGGUCAGUUUUGCUCUUUUUAGGGUGCCCAACGUUUUACAUAGGUAUUUUGAUUGGAAUAGGUUAAUCCUGUAAACUAUUUGGGAAAAAUUGUUGACUUUAAAAAUUUUGUUUCCUGGGACCAACCCAGUGGCGUAGUGGUUAAGUUCACGUGCUUCACUUCAGCAGCUGGAGGUUUGCAGGUUCGGAUCCCAGGCGAAGACCUACAUCACUCAUCAAGCCAUGCUGUGGCGGUGACCCACAUACAAAAUAGAGGAAAGAUGUUAGCUCAGGGCCAAUCUUCCUCACAAAAAAAAAAAAGAAAAAUUGUUUCCCAUCCAGAAACAUGCCUUUCCAUUUAUUAGAGUAUUAUAUUCCUGAGUUAAUUUUUCUGAUUUUCUUCAUGUAAGUUCUACACAAUUGUUAUUGUAAAUAGUUUUUUUCUUUAUAUUUUUCUAGUUGGUUAUUGCUCUUACAUAGGAAAGUUAUUUUUAACUAUAUAUUUGUGAAACUAGCCGCCUCACUGAAUGUUCUUAAUUUUCAAUAAUUUCUCAGUUCUGUUAUAAUUUGUGGUUAAAAAUUAUACCCUCUACAAAUACUAGUUUUAUUUCUUUUUUUCUGCCUAUUGCAAUGAUUUGUUAUUUUUUAAACAUGUAGUUCUAAGCUUUGUUUUGGUACAAAGCAUACUGAAAGGAGGACAGUGUAGAUACAAUUCAGUCCUGAGUCCUAAUUAAAAACAAAAACAAAAACAAAACACUUAAUGGCCACAGAAAAACUCUCCUUUAUCGACUGUAUUUCAAGCCACUGGUACCCUUUAAAACCAGGGAUAAAACUGGCUUCCAAAAGCGUUCUUCUCUUGCAAAAUCCUCUAGAAGUCUGGCCCAGGUCCACCUGGUUAUCGGACAGAGGAGCCGCCUGCAGACCUAGAAAAUGUAAAGGUUGAACUGCUGCCUCGCAGUGACUGGAGAGGGUGGGGUCCCUGGGGUGAAAUGGUCCUGUUUCCUGCCCAACGGUUGGGCUACACAGUCCCCAGGGCAUGUGGGUGGGUGACACUCCCAUGACCCAAACCGCCUUGCCACACCCCAGAGGUGCCCUCCAUGCCCCAGGCUGCAGUGUGCACGAGAGCCCAAGUGCUCCCUGUCAGGGUCAGGGUCGUUGCCACCUAGUGUCCCCAGAGGGCAGUUCGUGGGCCAGUCGACUUCCUGGCAUCUGACCCCCAGACCCUGGAGGGGCUGGAGGAGAGGGCCCUUUGCCCCUGCCUGGGAGCACAGGGCCCACACACCCAGGGUUGUCUGCCUCGAGUAAGUGCCCAAUCAGGAACCCGACAAACAGUUAAUGAAAAAAAGUCAACACAACAACAAAUGGGUUUCCAGUUAGAAGAUAGGAAGUACCAAAGAUCUGAUUCCAACACCAACUACAAAUUGAAGGCACACAUCCCCUGAAGACGGGCGCCAGGCCCUGGGUUGUAAAGGGGAGCAACACACCCAUGGAGUUUCCUGGGGUGGGAGUGGGAGCAGAAAUUCAGUAAAUCUCAAAAAUAUGUGUGCAGCUACACACUUUGACAAGUGCUAGGAAGGAAAAGGAUUCUACGAGAGUGUUACAGGUGGAUUUCCCAGAGAGGACUCUGGGGAAGUGGCAUUUAAACUGAGACCCGAAGGAUGAGAUAGGGGAGGAAGGGGGCAGCAGGGGAGGAAGGAGGCAGUGAGGGGAUGUUCCAAUAACAAGACAUGAACAGAUAAUUUUUAGAUAAGGACACAUAAAUGACUAAAAGAAGUAUGAAAGAAUGUUCAGCCUUACUAGUAAUGUAGGAAUUACAAGUUGAAAGAACAAGAUGUCAUUUUAGAUGUAUUACAUGAGCAGGUGUGUGUGUCUAAAUGUUUGGCUUGGCAAAAGAGGAAUGAUAGCAUCUAUCUACUGUGACAAAAAUGUUUUAAAAAAUUAUUACUCUUUGACCCAGUAAUUUAUCUUCUAUGUACAAGGAAAAACAUAACAUUAUAAUACUGAAAAAAUUAGAAACAACCUAAAUGGUUGAAUAAAUAUGGUGGAAUAUUGUAAAGCUAAUAAAAACAACGCUUUUCAUUAAUCUUGUUUGGCAGAGUGGGUUUCGUCCUCUUUCCAUUCUCUCUUGAGCCCACUCUAGUUUGACUUUCAACUCCAACACUUCACUGAACAUUUAUAGACUAUUUCACCCAACAACAGCAGAAUACAUGUUCUUCUCAAGCUCACAUGAAACAUCACCAAAGCAGACUACAUCUGGGCCAUGCAAAUUGAAAAGAAUAGAAAUCAUACAAAGUAUGUUCUCAGAUCACAAUGAAAUUAAACUAGAAGUUAAUAAAAGAAAGAUAGCUGGAAAAAUCCCAAAAUAUUUGGAGAUUUAACAACACACUUCUAAAUAAUAAAUGGGUGAAAGAAGGAGACUUGAGAAAUUUAAAAAUAUUUUUAACUAAAUGAAAAUGAAAAUACAACUUAUCAAAAUUUGUGGGAUGCAAUGAAAGCAAUGCUUAGAGGGAAAUUUAUAGCAUUGGAUGCAUAUAUUGAAAAAGAAGAGGGCUGGCCCAGUGGAAUCAUGGUUAAGUUCAUGUGCUCCACUUCAGUGGCCUGGGGUUCACAGGUUCAGAUCCCAGGCGUGGACCUACACACCGCUCAUCAAGCUACGCUGUGGCAGCAUCCCACAUACAAAUCAGAGGAAGAUUGGCAUAGAUGUUAGCUCAAUGACAAUCUUUCUCAAGCAAAAAGAGGAGGAUUGGCAACAGAUGUUAGCUCAGGGCCAAUCUUCCUCACUAAGAAAAAAAGAAGAAGAAGAAAGAUCUAAAAUCAAUAAUCUUAAGUUGCCAUCUUAAGAUCUACAAAAGAAGAUGUAAUUAAAUCCAAGGUAAACAAAAGAAAAGACAUAAUAAAAAUUAGAGUAGAAAUCAAUGAAAUUAAAAACAGGGAAUCAAUAGAGAAAAUCAACAAAAUCAACAGCUGUUUCUUUGAAAAGAUCAACACAAUUGAUAAUCCCCUAGCCAGACUAAUCAACAAUAGAAGAUAGAAGGCACAAAUUAAUACUAUCAGAAAUGAUAAAGGGGCCAUCACUGUGAAUCCUAUGAACAUUAAAAGGAUAAUAAAGGAAUAUUGUGAAUAACUCUAUGCCCAUAAAUUUGAUAACCUAGAUGAAAUGGACCAAUUCCUGAAAGACACAAUCUACCAAAACUCACUCAAGGAAACGUAAUCUGAAUAGGCCUGUAUUAAUUAAAGAAACUAUGAAUAAUUAAUAACCUUCCAAAACAGAAAGCACCAGGCACAGAUGGUUUCACUGGUGAAUUCUACAAAACAUUUAUGGAAGAAAUUAUGCCAAUUCUCUACAAUCUCUUCCAGAAAACAGAAGCAGAGGGAACACUUCAUCACUCAUUCUAU